CAGAGACAGGAGGCGAGGGAUUCAUUUCAUGCAGAUUUUGUACAUCUGAAGUCUGGUGCUGGCAAAAAGCAUUUCAGGGCCUUUUGAGGAAAUCAUCAACAAUGUGGACUGCAGCUCUGGUUCUUUGUUUGGGAAAUAUUCUCAUCAGAGUCGAGGCUAGUGAUCAGCAUUCAGAACCAUUCGCUGUAAUUGAGCUCUCUGAAACGGCCUCCCCUGGUCUUCUAAUACUGGAAAAACAGAAAUCCAACAGCUCAAUUCAUCCAACCCGAGUAGCAGGACCAAAAACAUCACACCCUCCUAUGUGCUCGGAGUCGGCUGGAAUCAGAGAUGCCUUCAAAUAUGUCAAUACUGUGGUUUCUCUUGUUGUUUUCGUUGUUGGCAUACUGGGGAAUUCAGCCUUACUGAAGAUCAUAUAUGUAAACAAAUGCAUGAGAAGUGGACCAAACAUUCUCAUUGCGAGCCUUGCUUUGGGGGAUUUAAUCCACAUCGUGAUAGACAUCCCGAUCAAUGCAUACAGGCUCAUGGCAGAAGAUUGGCCAUUCGGAGUGGUGCUGUGCAAACUCGUCCCCUUCCUACAGAAAACCUCUGUUGGAAUUACCGUGUUGAGUUUAUGUGCUCUGAGUGUUGACAGAUAUCGAGCUGUAGUAUCCUGGAAUCGAAUCAAAGGCAUCGGGGUUUCAGCGUGGACAGCAAUCGAAAUAGCUCUGAUAUGGGUUAUUUCUAUCCUGCUGGCUGUGCCUGAAGUUGUCGGCUUUGAUAUGAUAACAAUGGACUAUAAAGACAGGCAUCUGAGAAUAUGUCUGCUUCAUCCCAUGCAAACCGCACAGUUCAUGCAGUUUUAUAAAUCAGCAAAGGACUGGUGGCUCUUUGGCUUCUACUUCUGCAUGCCACUGGCUUGGACCGCCAUCUUCUACACGCUCAUGACCAGGAAAAUGCUGAGGAACACUGAGAACAUGCUCAGCGACCACACCAAGCAGAGGCGAGAGGUGGCGAAAACGGUCUUCUGCCUGGUGAUUGUGUUUGCGCUCUGCUGGUUGCCUCUGUAUCUGAGCAGGAUCUUGAAAUUAACCAUGUAUGAUGAGAAAGAUCCUAAUAGGUGCCAGCUACUGAGUGCUUUUCUCAUCCUGGACUAUUUUGGCAUUAAUAUGGCAUCACUCAACUCGUGCGUCAACCCGAUCGCAUUGUACGUGGUCAGCAAAAGAUUUAAAAGAUGCUUCAAGGCAUGUCUGUGCAGUUGGCGUCUACCUCUUCAAGGCGGCGUCACCCAUGACGACGCACAGUCUGUUUUGAAGUCCAGAAUGCAGGAUCAAGCCUCGGAGCAGAGCUGCAACAUCAGAGCUCACAAGCAGAGUUCCACACCUCCACCUGAGCAGGAGAACACCUUGCCGUGUUAG
Chelmon rostratus (copperband butterflyfish) is the source of this 1394-nucleotide messenger RNA. Its product is annotated as endothelin receptor type B-like. Bases 102 to 1394 code for a protein of 430 amino acids. Gene Ontology annotation, cellular component: membrane. Gene Ontology annotation, molecular function: endothelin receptor activity. Lineage: Eukaryota; Metazoa; Chordata; Actinopteri; Chaetodontiformes; Chaetodontidae. The record is from RefSeq and is a predicted model, not a curated record. The transcript is spliced from 9 exons. Gene Ontology annotation, biological process: vasoconstriction; regulation of blood pressure; enteric nervous system development.